AUGGCGGGCCCUACAAUACUAUCCUCGCCCUCACCCCCUAGUGAGGAGGCCGGCACUAUCCUCUUGGAGACGGAACGGCUCAUCAUCCGCCGAUACUUCCUCUCCGAUGCCCCAGCCAUGGCCGAGACGGGCAACGACACCUUGGUCACGGCCAAUCUCCGAGCGGGGUUCCCAUCGCCAUAUAAACUAUCGGACGCUGAGGCCUUUCUCUCCACGGCGUGUAAGCCUGAUGGCACGGCCUACCCUUAUCACAACGGCAUCUUCGUCAAGCCCCUCACGGCGGACAACCCAUCCCCGGAGCCGCGCUUCAUCGGCGCCGUGGGCAUCAUUGCUAAGGGCGACGUCUACUUUCGGACGUGGGAACUGGGUUACUGGUUGGGUUCUGCGUCGUGGGGCAAGGGGUACGCAACUGAGGCGAUCGGGGCGUUUGUGAGGUGGUGCUUCGAUACGUGGCCUGGGCUAAACAGGAUCGAGGGGGAGGCAUACGGACGCAACGAGGCAAGCCAGAAGGUCAUGAAGAAGUGCGGGUUUGUUGAGGAGGGGACGAGGAGGGGAGCAGCGGAGAAGCUUGGGGUGCUGAUGGAUGUGGUCAACUUCGGAUUAUUGAGGAGUGACCUUGAGGGGGUGAAGGAGUUGGUGAGAGAUUCAUGA
Molecule: messenger RNA, 651 nt
Organism: Fusarium keratoplasticum
Lineage: Eukaryota; Fungi; Ascomycota; Sordariomycetes; Hypocreales; Nectriaceae
Product: N-acetyltransferase domain-containing protein
Exons: 1
Coding region: 1-651 (216 amino acids)
Molecular function (GO): acyltransferase activity, transferring groups other than amino-acyl groups
Source: RefSeq, a predicted model, not a curated record